AUGGAUGGCUUCUACACAAACCAGCAGCUCCCUCCCCAAGAGCUGCACCGCCAACUCUCCCAGCAGCGGCAGCAGCAGCAGCAGCAGCAGCAACAACAGGAACAACAACAGCAGCAGCAGCAGCAGCAGCAACAACAACACCGCCACCUUCAGCAGCAGCAGCAUCAACAAAACCACCGAUUGCAAAUGCAGCAGCGGCAGCAGCGACAGCAGCAAUCGCAGCAACACCAGCAAUCGACCUCGCAGUCACUGAACAUGUCUGCCCAGCUUCCACUCCAGCCACAGUCCGCCAUGUCCCAGGCCAUGCCAGAUCGGCCCAUGAUCACUGGCGAUCCACUCGAAGACAUCCUCCGCAACAGCCAGAGCGAUGUGCAGCGCCGGAGGAGCAUGUCGCACGCCUAUCGCAACUCGGUAACGCAAGCGCAGAGCCCGAGGCGAAUGUCCUCUAUCGGCGGCGCGGGAGACUUCAUGUCGUUUGGAUCUGGCAACGACGACCUCGGAAACUAUCAGUUUGACCAGUCCAUGGACGCAGGCAUGCCCAACCUCAACACCAACCUCAACAUGGCAGACCAGAUGGGCAAUUUCAUGGCAGAGCCGGCUGAUUAUUCAGCCAUCUCCCCGGAUCUGAUGGGCUCCAUGAUCCCGGCCUCAUUCGCCAAUAUGGGCAUGGGGUCCAUGGCCAAUGACUCCUCGGCAAUGAACCUGUUUCCCACGACCGGUGCAUCUGGCGCAGGACGCGGAUCAUCCACCAGCCAGCUGGGUAACGAAUUCGGCCCAAACCAGAUGUCAUCUAUCGGCGCCGACUUCUCCCUGGGCAUCAGUUCGGAAAGUGACUCCAUGGACGCCACGCCGAGCGCUGUCCAAGGUAGCGUGGCAGCCACCGAUGACCGUGACGACGACAUGAUGAAUAUGCCGGCAUCUCAAUUCAGCUCCAUAGGAUCCACGCCAAACCCUCCUGCGACCAGCAUGAACCUUGAUCCCAACGUGGGCAAUUUCAACCGGAGCAUGCCGCCCUCGCUUUCGCGCCACGUCUCUUCGUCUGGUUCUUUCAUUUCUCCUCAGCAGGCAAGCUCGUCAGCCAGCGCAGCUCCGGCCAGCGCAGCUUCUGAAACGACCACCCCGACCCCUGCACCGACUCCGCGCGAGCCCAAGGAGAAGACAAUUUAUUCCAAGAGCGGUUUCGACAUGCUCAAGGCCUUGUGGCUGGUUGCUACACGCAAGGACCCCAAAAUCCACCUUGGAGCCGUCGACAUGUCGUGCGCCUUCGUGGUUUGCGACGUCACAAUGAACGACUGCCCCAUCAUCUAUGUCUCUGACAACUUUCAAAAUCUUACGGGCUAUAAUCGCCACGAGAUUGUCGGCCAAAACUGUCGGUUCCUACAGGCCCCGGACGGGAAGGUCGAGGCUGGCUCGAAGCGGGAGUUUGUCGACGACGGAGCCGUGUACAACCUCAAGAAGAUGAUUCAUGGAGGGGAAGAAGUCCAGCAAAGCCUCAUCAACUACCGAAAAGGGGGCAAGCCGUUUCUCAAUCUCCUGACCAUGAUUCCCAUACCGUGGGACACAGAUGACAUCAGAUACUUCAUCGGGUUCCAGAUCGAUCUCGUGGAAUGCCCCGACGCCAUCUCUGGUCAAGAAAUGGGCGGCGUCACGGUCAACUACAAGCACAACGACAUUGGCCAAUAUAUCUGGACCCCUCCUUCUACCACCCAGUGGGAACCCGAGAACGGUCAGACGCUUGGCGUCGACGACGUAUCCACCUUGCUGCAGCAGUUCAACCCCAAAGGCUUAGUAUCGGACUGGCAUAAGCAAUCAUGGGACAAAAUGCUGUUGGAAAACACGGAUGACGUCGUCCAUGUGCUCUCUUUGAAAGGCCUUUUCCUCUACCUUUCGCCUUCGUGCAAGCGAGUGCUCGAAUACGACGCUGCGGACCUUGUCGGCAACUCGCUUUCUUCUGUCUGCCAUCCCUCCGACAUUGUGCCCGUCACCCGAGAGCUGAAGGAUGCCACAGCCGGCAAUCAGGUGAACAUAGUCUUCAGAAUACGCCGAAAGCAGAGCGGGUAUACUUGGUUCGAAAGCCACGGGUCCCUCUUUGUCGAGCAAGGCAAGGGUCGCAAGUGCAUUAUUCUGGUCGGGCGCAAACGACCCGUCUUCGCACUCAGCAGGCAGAGCCUGGAGACGACGGGCGGGAUUGGCGAUAGCGAACUCUGGACCAAGCUGUCCACCUCCGGAAUGUUCCUUUUUGUCUCUUCCAAUGUUCGGUCACUCCUCGAUCUCCAGCCGGAGUCUCUUGUUGGCACAAGUAUCCAGGAACUGAUGCGGAAAGAGUCACGAAACGAGUUUGGCAGAUCAAUCGAGAAGGCUAGGAGGGGCAAGAUUGUCUCGUGCAAGCAUGAAGUCCAGAACCGACGAGGUCAAGGGUUGCAGGCACAAACGUUCCUCUACCCUGGCGACGCCGCAGAAGGACAGAAACCGUCGUUUUUGCUCGCCCAGACGAAGCUUCUCAAGGCCUCGUCGCGUAGCAUUGCCCCUGCGAGCACGACGGGGUCUACGGCUGCGACGCCCAGAUCCAGCCCGCAAACGCCCGGCCCCCAACAUGUUUCGCAACCUACAGGAGGUGCUUUGCUUCCAGAGACGCAGGACGCAGCUCUGGCCUCGGACGACAACGUCUUUGACGAACUUCGAACGACAAAGUGCUCCAGCUGGCAGUUUGAGUUAAGACAAAUGGAGAAGGUCAACCGAAUUCUUGCCGAAGAACUCGGGGGGCUCCUGUCCAACAAGAAGAAAAGGAAGCGUAGAAAAGGCGUUGGCAAUUUGGUCAGGGACUGUGCCAAUUGUCACACGCGAAACACACCCGAGUGGCGGAGGGGACCCAGUGGCCAGAGGGAUCUCUGCAAUAGCUGCGGUCUUCGCUGGGCUAAACAAACUGGCCGCGUGUCACCCCGCAAUUCGUCGAGGGGAGGAGGCAACAACGGGAACGGCGAUUCUCAGAGCAAGAAGUCCGCAUCGCCGAUACCCUCUUCCCCCCUGCAUAAAGAGCUCCCUUCCGAGACGCCAAAACCUCAUGUGGCCGGCGUAACUACCGGCUCAGGGUCGAGCGUCGAAGGCGACGGUGCCAUCAACCCCGCCCAGCUCACAAGCCAGAUGAUGAGCGGCGCGAUGUCCGCCACUGGCCAGAAGCCGCCCUCGGCGAUGCCGCCACCCAGUCAGCCGUCGCUCUCGGGUGGGGUGCCCGGCUCGUCCAUGACAUCUAUCCGGGAAGAGCGCGAGAACAGCCAACCCUAA
Hirsutella rhossiliensis is the source of this 3282-nucleotide messenger RNA. RefSeq names its product PAS domain-containing protein. The record is from RefSeq and is a predicted model, not a curated record. The coding region runs from base 1 to 3282 and encodes 1093 amino acids. Gene Ontology annotation, cellular component: nucleus. NCBI's taxonomy places the organism in Eukaryota, Fungi, Ascomycota, Sordariomycetes, Hypocreales, Ophiocordycipitaceae. Gene Ontology annotation, molecular function: sequence-specific DNA binding; protein binding; zinc ion binding. The transcript is spliced from 2 exons. Gene Ontology annotation, biological process: regulation of DNA-templated transcription.